Molecule: messenger RNA, 299 nt
Organism: Closterium sp. NIES-67
Lineage: Eukaryota; Viridiplantae; Streptophyta; Zygnematophyceae; Desmidiales; Closteriaceae
Source: the annotation of a GenBank genome assembly
UGAUGGUGGUGGGAGUAGUAGCAGCGGUGCUGGUGGUGCUGGGCGUGAUGGUGGCAGUGGCAGCAUGUCCCAGCGACUGGGAAGAGGAGGCAGAGGAGGGGGAAGAGGAGGAGAAGGAGGAGGAGGAGGAGGAGGAGGAGGAGGAGGAGGAGGAGGAGGAGGAGGAGGAGGAGGAGGAGGAGGAGGAGGAGGAGGAGGAGGAGGAGGGGAAGGGGGAGGAGGGGGAGGGGGAGGGGGAGGAGAGCAUGGCGGCAUGUCGCAGUGACUGGUAGUACACGUAGUUACACACGAAGCGGCCG